This is a messenger RNA of Anthostomella pinea, 468 nucleotides long. Lineage: Eukaryota; Fungi; Ascomycota; Sordariomycetes; Xylariales; Xylariaceae. The record is from the annotation of a GenBank genome assembly.
AUGGCCUGCAAUGGGCUGCAUCCACGCGUAGGCAUUUUUGCCAUCAUCAGCGACGAGCAAGGCCGCGUCCUAUUGGGCCAGCGGCUCAGCCCUUUAGGCAGAGGGUAUUCGGGCUUUCCAGGCGGGCACCUCGAACAGGGCGAGGACUUCUUCGCCUGCGUCGAGCGCGAGACCUUGGAAGAGACGGGCCUCGUGAUCCGGGGUCUGAAGAUCGUCGGAUUGACCAACGACAAGUUCCCGGAGUCGGGCAAUCACUAUGUUACGGUUUUCAUAAAGUGCGAGCGGAAGGACUCGACGCUGCAACCACAGAGGUUGGAGCCCGAGAAGUGCGAGGGUUGGAGCUGGAAGAGCUGGCAGGAGGUCAAGGCGAUGGCAAAUGAAGACACUGGGCCCGACAAGCUGUUUUUACCGGUUCAAAAUCUGGUGCGAGAGAACCCACAGAUUGAUAGGCUGGUACAGUCUGAGUAG